Chanos chanos (milkfish) is the source of this 525-nucleotide messenger RNA. RefSeq names its product transcription factor 23 (gene tcf23). The transcript has 3 exons. NCBI's taxonomy places the organism in Eukaryota, Metazoa, Chordata, Actinopteri, Gonorynchiformes, Chanidae. Gene Ontology annotation, biological process: regulation of transcription by RNA polymerase II; developmental process. The coding region runs from base 1 to 525 and encodes 174 amino acids. The record is from RefSeq and is a predicted model, not a curated record. Gene Ontology annotation, molecular function: RNA polymerase II transcription regulatory region sequence-specific DNA binding; DNA-binding transcription factor activity, RNA polymerase II-specific; protein dimerization activity.
AUGGAUAAGAGAGUCAUUGAGGAGUCAAUGCUGGUGCCAGGAGAGCGGGGCAGGAUGGCUGCAGAAACAUCACCCGCUCUGACUCACUCUCCAAGGCGGGCACAGGGUUGUGUUAAGAAGUCGACGCGCAGGGAUACGAAGACAUGGGUAAGGGGAGUGAAGACCCAGAACUCUCCAGAGAACGCAGCGAGAGAGAGAAGUCGGGUUCGGAACCUGCGUCAGGCCUUCCAUAGUCUCCAGGCUGCCUUGCCUUCUGUCCCCCGAGACACCAAGCUCUCUAAACUGGACGUACUGGUCCUGGCCACCAACUACAUCGCUCACCUCACAGAGACACUGGACCAGGCAGGGACCCUGAAUGAUCUCACUUUACCCCAGCGAGCUGAAGGCUACCUGCACCCGGUCAAGAAAUGGCCAAUGCGCUCUUUGCUUUAUUGUGGAAGUGUGGGAGAGCUACUGACAGGCGCUCAGGCCAAUCAGGAUGACUCUCGACAACUGAUCCCAGCCCCUAACAUCAGUGGAGAAUGA